Messenger RNA from Panicum virgatum (switchgrass), 486 nucleotides. Its product is annotated as UDP-glycosyltransferase 76C5-like. The transcript has a single exon. The record is from RefSeq and is a predicted model, not a curated record. Lineage: Eukaryota; Viridiplantae; Streptophyta; Magnoliopsida; Poales; Poaceae. Bases 1 to 486 code for a protein of 161 amino acids.
AUGCUGCAGCUGGCCGGCGCGCUCCGCGCGCGGGGGCUCGCCGUCACCAUCCUCCACACGGCAUUCAACGCGCCGGACCCCGCGCGCCACCCUGGCCUCGCCUUCGUCGCGGUGCCCGACGCCAUCCCGGAGGCUGCCGGCGCCAACGGCAUCGCCAAGAUCCUUGCCCUCAACGCCGCCAUGGAGGCCUCCGGGCGAGUCCGCGCCGCGCUCGCGUCUCUCAUGGCUACGGCGGCGGCGGAGGGGAGCCCCGGCUGGCGUGCCUGGUCCUCGACUCCACCCUCCCCGCCGCCCAGAAGGCCGCCGCCGCCAUCGGCCUGCCCACGCUCGUGCUCCACACCGGCGAUAAAGGAGCUGCCACCACUGAAGGUGAGCGACCUGUUCAACCCAAGCAAGCUCCCCAACAAGAAGAUCGGGCAGAGGAUCCUGAACCUGGCCACGGAGACCACGACGAACUCCUCCAGCGCGAUCCUCAACACAUUCUAA